UAUCGCCUUCCAGCCAAUCUGAGCUCAGGAGGGGCUGGGGCUUGCUGGGGCUUGCUGGGGCUGGGGAGAUUUAGGGCAAAGCCCCGGUACCGAUUCUGAGCAAGCGACGAGGACUCUGGAUAGUACAGGUUGUUGGCGGCUCUCUCUCGUGUAGAAAGAUUUCAUCAUGAAGUUGUAUCUGUGUCUUUUGGCCCUAAGUUUGGGAACAUGCUUUGCUGCUCCAGGCCUGGACCCUUCUUUGGAUGAUCAUUGGCAGAUGUGGAAGACAUGGCAUAGCAAGAAAUACCAUGAGAGAGAGGAAGGCUGGAGAAGAAUGGUCUGGGAGAAGAAUCUGAAAAUGAUUGAAUUGCACAACCUGGAUCACAGCCUAGGAAAGCACAGUUACAGAAUGGGCAUGAAUCACUUUGGAGACAUGACUAAUGAAGAGUUCAGGCAAGUAAUGAAUGGCUUCAAAAACACCAACUCUGCAAGGAAAUAUACAGGAUCUCAGUUUCUUGAGCCAAACUUCCUGGAGGCACCAAGAUCUGUGGACUGGAGGGAGAAAGGAUAUGUAACUCCUGUAAAGGAUCAGGGCAAAUGUGGCUCUUGCUGGGCAUUCAGCACAACUGGAGCCCUUGAAGGACAGCACUUCCGCAAAACUGGCAAGCUGGUUUCUCUGAGUGAACAAAACCUUGUGGACUGCUCUGGGCCUGAAGGAAAUCAGGGAUGUAAUGGGGGUCUCAUGGACCAGGCCUUUCAGUAUGUCAAGGACAAUGGAGGCAUUGAUUCAGAGGAUUCCUACCCAUAUGUUGCAAAGGAUGAGGAGGAAUGCAUGUACAAGGCCGAGUACAAUGCUGCUAAUGACACUGGGUUUGUGGACAUCCCAGAAGGACAUGAAAGGGCCCUUAUGAGAGCAGUGGCUGCAGUGGGGCCAGUCUCUGUAGCUAUUGAUGCAAGUCACUCCUCCUUCCAGUUCUAUGAGUCAGGUAUCUAUUAUGAGCCAGAUUGUAGUAGUGAAGACCUAGAUCAUGGUGUCCUUGUUGUUGGUUAUGGCUUUGAGCAUAAAGAUGAAGAUGGCAAGAAAUACUGGAUUGUUAAAAACAGCUGGAGUGAGAAGUGGGGUAACCAAGGCUAUAUCUACAUGGCUAAAGACAGAAAGAACCACUGCGGAAUAGCCACUGCAGCUAGUUAUCCUCUGGUAUAGUUUGCAGAAAAAAGCAGCGUCCAAAGUGGAAUAGUCACAGCAGCGUUAAAGUUGACAGAAGAAGAGCCACUGGAAUAAGUGUUACACCUUCCUGAUCUCUGUGGAACUUGCUGAGUAUUCCGGUGUCAGGAAGACUUGAACUGACUUUGAAACCCCAUGUCAAUAAUACAUGUGGUUGUGUUUUAUUUCUUUCGUUUGACUUGUGAUUUUAUUGUUUACCUUGAACUCUCUGAUGUUUACUUGAUGGCAAUGUGCCCCCCCCUUUUUUAACUUAAUGUAGGUGUUGCUUAUUAUGUAAACAAGCUUGUAAUAGCCAUAGUUUGCAACCUAGUAAAAUCCUACAGAUUCUCCUUUUUAUUACUUUUAUUUUUAAAAUGGCAACUUGCACAAAAAGCUAUAACUUUUAAAAUAAACACUGAACAUUUCAACAUC
Molecule: messenger RNA, 1615 nt
Organism: Hemicordylus capensis (graceful crag lizard)
Lineage: Eukaryota; Metazoa; Chordata; Lepidosauria; Squamata; Cordylidae
Gene: CTSL
Product: cathepsin L
Exons: 8
Coding region: 167-1183 (338 amino acids)
Biological process (GO): immune response
Cellular component (GO): lysosome
Molecular function (GO): cysteine-type endopeptidase activity
Source: RefSeq, a predicted model, not a curated record